Molecule: messenger RNA, 246 nt
Organism: Penicillium argentinense
Lineage: Eukaryota; Fungi; Ascomycota; Eurotiomycetes; Eurotiales; Aspergillaceae
Exons: 1
Coding region: 1-246 (81 amino acids)
Source: RefSeq, a predicted model, not a curated record
AUGGAUGCCCAGCCAUUAACAACCCUCCGCUCCGAAGAUGUGAAUGCCGGUCCCAGGGCCCCUCGCACACAUACACCGACGCCAAAAAACAACCCGGGCUCAUCGGCCGAUGGCGAUGGCGACGCCCAUCAGACUAGUGGAUCGUGGUCUCUCAAGCGACUGCUCAGUCGACGCGGGAGUCGCCGGUAUCGCGUGCUGGAGCGAGAGCCGAAUCGGUUGCGGAAACGUGUCAGUCAGUGUCAGUGA